Messenger RNA from Phaeodactylum tricornutum CCAP 1055/1, 2881 nucleotides. RefSeq lists its product with no specific name. The coding region runs from base 1 to 2382 and encodes 793 amino acids. Lineage: Eukaryota; Bacillariophyta; Bacillariophyceae; Surirellales; Neidiaceae. The record is from RefSeq and is a predicted model, not a curated record. The transcript is spliced from 2 exons.
AUGCCCAGGGACCCGCUAAAGCACACGUCUGCGACUCCUCCCUCCCGAUCGGCACACCCUUACAGAUCCCCCGUGCGGCAGUACUUUUCAAGACGUGAUCGCAGCCGAGGCAUUCCCGAGAUUCCCGUCGACGCCGAAUCCUGGGUCGGUAUCUACAGCGGCUGGGCUCUUUUAUGGGGAUGUCUGUUUUUACUGAUUCCGGUUUGUUACGUCUACAUUGCCUUGACGCUACUGCGUGAAUUGUGUUUCGCUUUUCCGGACUCUCUUUACGCUUCAAUACAAACGCAUUUGCCCAGUCUGGCGAAUAUUGUGAAUGCUUUGGAGCAGCAUUCUUCGAGGGCGGUCGAAUUCUGGUGCUGGAUUGAAGGAAUUUUUUACAUUGGUUGCAAAUGGCACGUUCGCUGGUUGCAGACGCGAGAUCCACUAGAAGCCUCCCUGUCGGCAGCACCCAUGAUGGAUUUGUCGGAACGGCAAGAAUUGUGGAAUUUCAUGAUGGAAAGUGAACGAGAUAUUGUAGGAUUUCUGCGGGGUUGGUUUUUUGAUCAACCACUCGAAAAUAUUAGCAAGUACGAUGUACGAGACUUUGCCGCCUGGUCGUUGUUUGAAACACGACAUCAGGAGCAUCUGUCGACCAGCGAGCUAGAGCAGCUGGAAGCUUUUGUUGAUGAGAUCCAGGUGAGGAUAUCCUUAGAAUUGUAUGGUGAAGAUUCGGACGAGGAUAGUGUCAGCGUGCAGCUCGACUUUGAACGACGAGAUGAUAUGGAAAUUUGGCAACAUAAUCUUCCAAGACCCACAAAACAAUUUGAGUUCUCGGAGGAGUCGAAUAUUGAAGAACCGAAUUUCUUCUCCAACUUGUACGAGACAUAUCGCACACGGUACGAUCAAAUGGUACGGACGGGUGAAAAUAUGGUGCCUACCUUCCAUACCGUUCAGGAGAUUCGCAAUUUGGUGGCAAAUGCUGACUUUCAUCCGGUGCAGGACCUGCGUAAUAUGGUUGGCAAUACAGCUCAGCGUUUUGCUGAAGCUGAGGAGCACGCCAAGGCUACAGGUCGGCAAGUGUACGAAACACUAGUGCCAACGGGCUCUUCAAUCGAUAAACAAUUGUCAGCGAUGAGUCGCGCAACCUACACUCAGCUCACUGAGGCUUGGAACUCCGUCAAAAACAUAAGCGAACGGCUAGAGACAGCACGAUUUUUAUCGAAGCAGCGACAAAGAUUGCGGCAACAGCUUAAAGGUUACCGGGUCAUGCUUAAUCGAAUGCUUGAAAAAUCUUCGGCUGUUCCGUCCAAGCAAAUGGCUUCUUUAAUGCGUCAAAUUACGGAAUGCAAUCAAGCGAUGGAACAUCUUGAAAGCCGGGCGCAAAACGCUUUUGUGCAAGCUACGGGCUUUGCCCAGCGCACAUUACCUUCCUUUUUGCAACGUAAAGAGCCACAGCAUUUCGCAAAAUACUCGUCGGAUCCACUACUGGGAAUCGCAACCUAUCCCUUGGGAUUCCAUUUGCUAAUUUUGGGGGGAACCGAAAUUCCUUUGAGAAUUCUUAUGGCGAAGCGUGGAUUCACGAGGAAUGUAUGUGGAGCAGUCUCGUACUAUUUUCACCCCGGAUCUUCAACUGACGACGAUGACGAACUCGGUGAGAAGAUGCCGAUUGCGUUCGUACAUGGCAUUGGGAUAGGUCUCAUUGCAUAUAUGCCGCUGAUAGAUCGUCUUCUCGCCACUGGGCGUCCAAUUAUUUUGCCCGAGAUUCCAUAUGUUUCGGCCUUUCGGCCAUGGCAAAGUCCCAACGCUGUUUUGCAGCCAGCAGUUGUGACAAGCACCAUGACAGCUAUUCUUGCCACACACGGCUUCAUGCUGGCCACCUGGGUUGGUCACUCCUACGGAACGUCGUGGCUUUCAUACAUGUGUAAAUAUGCUCCCAAUGCUGUCGCUGCUCUCUUAUUCCUAGACCCUGUGUGUUUCUGUCUCCAUUUACCCCGCUUGACGAAGUCCUUUGUCUAUACAAGAGCGGAUCCAGGAACCAUCAGCUACUUGGUUCGCACUGAUAUCAUGACAAACUGGACUGUUCAGAGAUCCUUUCCUUGGGCGUGGAUUGAUUUGUUUGUGGAACAUAUCGAAGUGCCUUGCUCAAUAUAUUUGAGCGAGCGAGACGCGCUGGUGCCGUCAAAUAAAAUAGCCGAGUAUCUGCGAAGCAAAGACAUACCAAUUCGAGAGUUCCAAGGCCAUGCUCCGGACGACUUCGAUGGGGCUUCUAUAAACUGCACAGUCUUUCUCGGCGUCGGUCAUGGAGACUGGACAGAGAAUACCGUGUUGACAGUUCCAGACAUUGCCAAUUCCGUCGAGGUGCUAUGCCGACGAGCGGAAUUACUUCAUGAGAAGUCGCAGUGAUAUACCCUCUAGCUUGAAAAGUAUCAGAGUUCACUCAUAAGAUUAAAAGCACCUCUCGUUGCCAUCGCGGAAGCCGAAGAAUAUUGAUUUGAGACAUGAAUGCCGCAUUCUUGCGCCAGAACGCAGUUGUUCGUAUCAGCUGCUGGUAGUGAUGUAAAUGGUAGUGUCAUGACAGGGUAUGCAUUUCUACCGACAAGCUGAAAUGGACUGGUCGAAGAUCAUUCACAUUUGUGCAUAAAAUCUGACAGUGAAUGGUCGAUGUGGGUCUCUUUUUUUUUUAAUGUCGGUUCUAACUGUGUUUUCCAAUUCUGUAUCGCGGUGAGGACCCGGGUUCCUCCGGGUAAUUGGAGAUUGCCCAAUAUACGGUAGAGAAUACACUAUUUUAAACUGAUGCGGCCGCAACUGUUUGCGAAGCCGACAAUGGCUUAGAUAUCUACCAGGUCCAGCGUUCAACAUAUGCAUUCUUCACAACCCUAAACCAGAAUAUUUUUGAUAGAUU